Messenger RNA from Saccostrea echinata, 653 nucleotides. Its product is annotated as asialoglycoprotein receptor 1-like. The coding region runs from base 1 to 564 and encodes 187 amino acids. Gene Ontology annotation, molecular function: signaling receptor activity. The record is from RefSeq and is a predicted model, not a curated record. The transcript is spliced from 6 exons. NCBI's taxonomy places the organism in Eukaryota, Metazoa, Mollusca, Bivalvia, Ostreida, Ostreidae.
AUGUUGAAGUCUGCUGUGUUUGAAACUGAGUGCUCCGGCCGCGGAUGUACAUUUAACGGAUGUGAAUCGAGCCGAAGAAGUUCAUGUGAUGGGAAAAUGCUUUCGUCCUUGCGUCAGAUUGAAACCAGCGUCAAACAACUGACAGGAAAAGAUAGGAACAAAGGAAUUUGUAAGAACGGAUGGAAGCGAUUCAAAGGGCACUGCUACAGAGAGUUUCUUCAUAAACUAGACUGGUUUGGAGCUCAAAUGUUCUGUAGAUUGCAAAAGGCUAACCUGGCAGGGAUAGAGAAUAAAGAAGAAAAUGAGUGGCUACAAAAUACUUUCUCAAAAGAAAAGUUAUGGUUGGAUUUAAACGACCUGUCUGUAGAAGGAAGAUGGCGCUGGUUUUCAACAGGAAAGCCAGUUACCUACACAAACUGGAUGCCAAGACAACCUGACAGUUCUCAUGAGGAUUGCGGACAGAUGAAUUAUCCAGGUUACAAAAAAGGUCAAUGGAAUGAUAAAGAGUGUGAUGCUAAGCUUCGCUUUAUUUGUGAAUCGUCUGACAACCCUUGGAAUGAAUAGAGAAAGAGGAAGAAAGUGCAUAUAAAUUCUAUCAAUAAUAAUCUUUAUUGAUGCUGCUUUUGUGAAAACUAUAGUUAACUUGAAGCUAC